AUUCAAGCUGUAAAUUGGAAAUACCACCGUCAGGACACCGGAGUUCAAUCCGCACGCAAAGCCGGGAACGUCCCAACCGCUGCACCCGAGGUAAAGACAGGGAAACAAAGUUUUGCCGUCAACCUUCAAGUUGGUCCCGGGACAGGAUACAAAACAGGCGGAUGCCCCGCGCAGGUUCCGAAAGCUCCUCGGCACUUUCCGGGCUCUUGGCGCCAAAAGAACCCAGCGCUUCCGUCCCCUGCCGGGACUACACGGCACGUAAGACACGCCAUCAACAAUCCUCCGCCCCGUCAAAUAGUCCCGUUUGGAUUAUCUCAGAUAUACACUCUUGCACGUCAAAAAGCCUUCAGUGGAAACAAAAUGAGACUCAGAGAUGCGUCGCUUUUCUGCUCCGAUGUAAAUGUGGGCUUUUCUCGUCAAUUUCUCCUCACAGAUCCCUCCGCCAGAAAUUGUAUUCGCUGAGCCUUCACUUCCGGGUCCGCCAUUUUGUUGCCUCCAUUUCUCCACGAGGGGGGGUUAAAGGCCCCCAAAAUAUGUAUAUAUGAAAAGGCCAAAAAGUAACCGUCAGUGACAGGGAGUCUUAACUAGAGAAGGAAACGGGACCAAACUGGCGGGCUCGGUGAAAGCGCGGCCGGCAGCGUCCCGGACGAGGAGCUUCCUGAAAACUUCUGUUCCUAUGCAUAAAGAUGUCUUUGGUGGACUUGGGGAAGAGGUUGCUAGAAGCAGCAAGAAAAGGCCAAGAUGAUGAAGUGAGAACAUUGAUGGCAAAUGGUGCCCCAUUCACAACAGAUUGGCUUGGAACAUCACCCCUCCACCUUGCAGCCCAGUAUGGUCAUUAUUCCACAGCAGAAGUGCUCCUUCGAGCAGGCGUUAGCAGGGAUGCCCGGACCAAAGUGGACAGGACCCCUUUGCACAUGGCUGCAGCUGAUGGACACGCGCACAUCGUGGAACUGCUUGUUAGGAAUGGUGCAGAUGUCAAUGCCAAGGACAUGCUGAAGAUGACAGCUUUACACUGGGCUACAGAGCACCACCAUCGAGAUGUUGUAGAGUUACUUAUCAAAUAUGGAGCUGAUGUCCAUGCUUUCAGCAAGUUUGAUAAAUCUGCUUUUGACAUAGCCCUGGAGAAAAAGAAUGCUGAGAUUCUGGUCAUCCUUCAGGAAGCGAUGCGGAAUCAGGUGAAUGCUAAUCCCGAGAGAGCCAACCCUGUGACUGUGACUGCCCCAUUCAUCUUCACAUCUGGAGAAGUUGUCAACCUUGCUAGCCUUGUUUCUUCAGCCAACACCAAAACAACCUCAGCUAAUUCAGAGGAAAUCAUAGAGGGAAAUUCUGUUGACUCAUCAAUCCAGCAAGUUGUGGGGAGCAGAGGCCAAAGGGUCAUCACUAUAGUGACUGAUGGAGUCCCUCUGGGUAAUAUCCAAACUGCAAUCCCUACUGGAAGCAUUGGCCAGCCAUUUAUUGUAACUAUGCAAGAUGGACAGCAAGUUCUCACUGUACCUGCUGGUCAGGUUGCAGAGGAAACUGUAAUUGAAGAAGAGGAAGAAGCAGAGAAGUUGCCUCUGACUAAGAAACCAAGGAUAGACGAGAUGACAAACAGUGUGGAGGAGAACAAGGAGGGCACUGAAAGAGAGCUACUACAACAGCAGCUCCAGGAGGCCAAUCGAAGAGCUCAGGAAUACCGACACCAGCUCCUAAAGAAAGAGCAGGAGGCAGAACAGUACCGCCUCAAGCUAGAGGCCAUGGCCCAACAACAGCCCAAUGGAGUUGAUUUCACCAUGGUUGAAGAGGUGGCAGAAGUAGAUGCUGUAGUAGUUACAGAGGGGGAGAUGGAGGAGAGAGACAUGGCAGUAACUGGGGCAGGAGGGACCAUAGAGCCUCAUCCUGCAGUUUCCUUGGAAACUGUUUCAUCUUAAUGUGCCAGGGCCACAACCUGUACUGUGUCCAUCUUUUUCUCUUUUUAAAAGAAAAUAGGACAGACAUUGUAUAAAAAUUAAGAAUGUCCUUAAGAAGAAAACUAUAGCUGGGUACAGUGCUUGGGCUCAGGAAGGCUUGCUAUGCAACUGGAAAAUUCAAAGCCAAAUUUAGGGAACACUUCUUUUUGAGGGACCAAAAGAAUAAGGACCAAAUUUCUCAGCUCACAUCAUUGCUUUAAGCUUAGAAGUAAAAGAAUGCUGGAAAUUGUGGGUUGAUUGUUUUUUAAAUAACUGACUUUGUAUCAGAAGAUUUAGAUAACAUUCCUAGUAUGGACACUCACAGAGCCUUUAAUAAUUGUACCAUCAAGUGACCUUAAAAUUUGUCUUAGGUUUAUGAUGUAUACCUGAUAGAAAAGAAAACUGGGAGGUGGAUUGGAAGCAAGAUUUUGGGAAGAGAAAGAAAUAUAUUCUGCUUCCAAAGGAGCAGGCAUUCCCCUCUAUCCUGAAUUAAUUCCACUGAAAAGAAAUUGGUAAUUGCCUAAUUCUGCAUCCAUUAUGUGUCUAUAAAUCAGAUGCCAGUUUAAGAAAAUGAAGUGGAAUAUUUAAAAACUGGAAAGGGAAGAAAACUUGUUUGUGGGAGAAGUGUAUGUAAAUCCAAAAUCCUCCAGGCUGUGCUUCCACAAUGCUGGAAAGUGGCCAGAAAGAGGAUUGUGGGGUUAUAUAAAAUCUGGUCUUGAGAUACUUUGUUCUGGCUGGAUUUUACAAAAUUGCAAUCAGGAGGGUAGUCUGUUGCUAGAACAACUUGCUUCCAAACAUUUAUUUAUAUAAUAUCAAGCUUUAAUAUCAACUUUUUAAUUUUAUAAAUUUUUUGUUGCGUUUUCUAAGUGUGCCUUUCUGUGGAGCUUAUAUGGUAUCCUCCUAAUUGCAAAAGAAGUCAGGAAAGAGGUGAGUGCUGAGAGUGUUGGUGGAGUUUUGUUUCCAUUUGGCUUGGGAUGAGGAAAUUGUUCUGUUUCCUUAAGGUCUGACUUUGUGCAGAGCUUUUGUGCUUUAUAGGUGCUCAGUGUGUGUUGGCAAAGGAAAUAAAAAACUAGCAGUGCCAUAAAGUAAGGAACCAGAAAUUUUGACUCGAUAACUCUGCCUGACUCCCUUCUCUAUCACUAUGCCUGCUCCCUUUGCUUAGACACUUUUUUUUUUUUAAUUUAUGAUAGUCGCACAGAGAGAGAGAGAGAGAGAGAGAGAGAGGCGCAGAGACACAGGCAGAGGGAGAAGCAGGCUCCAUGCACCGGGAGCCUGAUGUGGGAUUUGAUCCCGGGUCUCCAGGACCGCGCCCUGGGCCAAAGACAGGCGCUAAACCACUGCGCCACCCAGGGAUCCCUGUUUAGACACUUUCGGAAAGUGUUUCAUUGCUGGGUUUUCUUUGUGCACCAGUUUGGAGUUUUUUCAAAAGAAAGAGGAUAUGGAUAGAGAGAGAGGUUCUGGAGAGGUUACAUUACAGAAGUUACUGUCUUUGAAAUCAGACCCCCAUCAUUCUAGACCUGCUUGCUAGAUUUAUUGUAAAUUAGAAGAAACCAGAGGGAUGUGCCAAGUAAACAUUUGAAUGGCUGUUUAGAAUACAGUUUUUUUAAUUAGCGAUCAUGGGGAAAACAUACAUUUUUAAUUUGGAAUAAAACUUGACAGUUAACAUGGUUCUAUUUACCUUGAUUAGUGAGGUAAUUUGCUGUGUUUUUCCAGAGGUGCAGAACCACUUGGGGCUCAAAAUAGACUGAAAAUAUAACUCACCAAACCAAGUUUGACAAACAGAAUUGGCUAUUAGAGGCUUAUAGGCAAAAAUAGCAGUUUUGAAAUUAAUUUUGGCUACUGGCCACCUUUACUAGGUUUCCUCCAGACUUGAGAGAUUACUCUUGGUUUUGGGGGAUGACGAAAUAGCAAGAGAGAAGCCUACGUAAGGGCAGGGUGAAAUUGUGCCAUCUGCUGUCAAAUUGUCCUUUUUCUGCUUGUGAUGUUUUUCUUUUUUCUGAGUCCCUUUGUGAACCAGGUGCUAACAAUAAGCUGCUAUUGUGUGCCAUUUCAGAGCCUUGGCUUAACUAUAGAGAUAGAGGGACCAGGUGUCAUUUUAGAUAUGUUGGUUUCUUUGUGUAUAUAUUGACUUUAAUUCCUCGCCCCCCCCCCCUUUCCUGUUAAGAGAGUGGAAGUUAACUCUUCAGAGGAUAUCCAGGCCAGGCCCAGCUACCAAACUCUCUGAGGUGACUUCUGACUGGGGUCAGGAGUUGCCAUCCAGCGCUCCCUCCUGAGCAUACAGAGUUCCUACUGUUUUGGGGAACUGUUCAGAAAUUCUUAUUAUUCUCUUUCUGUAGGGGGUUAUCAUUCUCACCUAGAAAAAUCUCUAAUAGGGCAGCCCCUAUUGGCACAGGGGUUUGGUGCCUCUUGCAGCCUGGGGUGUGGUCCUGGAGGCCCAGGAUUGAGUCCCAUGUGGGGCUUCCUGUAUGGAGCCUGCUUCUCCCUCUGCCUGUGUCUCUGCCUCUGUGUGUGUGUGUGUCUCUAUGAAUAAAUAAAAUCUUUUAAAAAAAAGAAAAAUCUCUAAUAAUUCUAUUUUUUUAAAAAAGAUUUUAUUUAUUUAUUCAUGAGAGAGAGAGAGAGAGAGAGGCAGAGAGAAGUAGGCUCCAUGCAGGGAGCCCGACGCGGGACUCAAUCCCGGGACUCCAGGAUCACGCCCUGCCCCGAAGACAGGCGCCAAACCACUGAGCCACCCAGGGAUCCCCCUCAAGUUAUUUUUUUUUUAAGAUUUUAUUUAUUCAUUCACGAGACACACACACACACACACACACACAGAGGUAGAGACACAGACAGAGGGAGAAGCAGGCUCCAUGUAGGGAGCCCGACGUGGGACUUGAUUCCAGGUCUCCAGGAUCACACCCGAGGCCAGAGGCAGCACUAAGCCACUGAGCCACCUGGGCUGCCCAUUCAAGUUAUUUUUGAUGAUGGGGUCCUCUGAGAUAGGGAGUUGGAAUAAGGAAAGAGAAAAGAGAAACGUCUGGAAAGGGAAGAGUAGCAAAAAGGUAUUUGUUGUUAUUUACUUGAAGUAGAUCCUUUAGCAUCCUGGGUAGGGAAAUGGGAUUUCAUCUCCAGUUAUAUUGCCAUGGAGAGAAUGGUAGGUCAGGAUCCCUUGAAGUAGUUACAUAUUAAAUGCAUUAAUGGCAAUACCAUUUUAUGAUUUGCAUCUUUCAGGAUCAGCAAUGAAAGUUGGGGAAAGGGGAUCCCUGGGUGGCUCAGCGGUUUAGUGCCUGCCUUCGGCCCAGGGCGUGAUCCUGGAGACCCGGGAUCGAGUCCCGCAUUGGGCUCCCUGUGUGGGGCCUGCUUCCCCCUCUGCCUGUGUCUCUGCCUCUUUCUCUGUGUGUGUGUCUCAUGGAUAAAUAAAUAAAACUUAAAAAAGAAAGAAAGUAAGUUGGGAAAAUGUUGCUAGAUCUUCUACGUUGAUGGAUCCCAAUUGGCUUAUUAGCAAGAUUGGAUUACAGAGAAUCAAACAACCGACAGGAGGUUCAGAGUUGGCACUUAAGCAGGAGAAACUUGGAACCUAGGAUGAUUGCUUACUUUAAAGCUGUUUUAACAAUAUUAGUAUUAAUUUAUGAAUUUUAGACUCUAUAUUUGGUCUUAAGCCUUCCCCCCCAAAAAAUAGGAUGUCUUAAUAUUCUGUUCUUGUUCCUAGCUUCAGGGAAAUUACUUAUAAAUAUACAAAUGUACAUUCCCUUCCUAUCACUACCUCUGUGGGAUUUUUUAAUUGUAAUGCCAGAGUUGAGGUUUCUUAAUGGAAAUAUGGGAGAACUUGACUUUAAGUUUUCUAUGUUCUGAACUCAGUGCCUUAAAAGAUAUUCUUUUCUCUGUCAGAUCCAUGUGUAGUUUUUUUUUUUGUCGUUGCCUUUUCCCCUUCUUCAGCCUUACCAUUGCAUUAUCAAAAUGUUUGUGUCUGCUCAGUAAUGUUAGAAAUCCAUGGCAUCCAAAAUUACUUUCUUUCUUUAUAUUGAUGUAAAAGAAAUGAAUUUAUCAGAGGGCUGUACAGUUGAAGUUAAGUGCUCUGUGAGCAGGGCAUUUUGAGUACUCAUUUGCUGGGUGUACGUUGUUGUGUACAUUUAUAAAUACAUAUGGAUUUUCCCACUUUUCUCUUUGUUUGAGGUUCAGCUCUAAAGUACCUGGUAUAACCUGGAAAUAUUUUUUUUAAGAUUUUAUUUAUUUAUUCAUGAGAGACACACACAGAGAGAGAGAGAGAGAGAGAGAGAGAGGCAGAGACACAGGGAGAGGGAGAAGCAGGCUCCAUGCAGGAUGUGGGACUUGAUCAGGGGUCUCCAGGAUCACGCCCCUGGGCUGAAGGCGGCGGUGCUAAACCACUGAGCCACCCGGGCUGCCCCAUAACCUGGAAAUAUUUUCAUUAACCACAUUAGAGAGGGUUUCUGUGGCUUCACUAAAAGGGCUGAGGAAGAAAAAGUUUUACUUUGGCCCUUCUCUGAGAGGUAUGCUCUAACCGAUGUAAUAAGAAACCUGAGGAGUGAAGCCCCUGAGAGAACCAGGAUCCGGCUUUACAGAGAUUCGUUUAGCAUAUGGUGUGAUGACACCAUGUAAGUUAAACAGUUCAGAGAAGUGUCAGAGGUAAUGAUGGAGCUGCCCAUCCACAGAGCAUUUCCACUCCUAUGGCAGCUGUUUUGACUGGCACUUGUAAAAUCUCUUACACCUCCAAACAGAAAAGAGACCAUAGAUAAAGGGUCAUGGUACAAGGAGCAGGUAUUCUGUAUAUCUAUUUUCCCAGCUUAGAAAUCUCAUCCUUUUGAGAAAUGAUCAUUUUGAGAAAGCUUAUGUGGCUCUCUCCUAACAAACAUCAUUAUGGACUUCCAGAGCUAGAAGAUUUCAGGCAUAUAGUGAACUCUUCCAGAAGUUGAAUAUUGGGUAGAAAUUGGUUUUUAUCCAAAUUUAUUGGAGAAUGGUCUUCUUGUGCAGACAUCUUUGUAUGGCCAGAAAAGGAGCUUUAGAAUGGAAUAUAUGUCAAGACCACCUGUAUGCUGUUCUGGGCAUAUCAUAUCUGUUCUUAGAUCUCUCCAUUUUAUGUGAUGAAUUGGUACUCUGUUUCUUAUGCCAAUGUGCUUAUUAAGAGAUCAGGAGUAAGAAGGAUAUGAAUUUGAAUUAAGUAGCUUUGAGCCUCUGGUGGUACACUGCCUUUUGGGGGUAGGGGGUUACAUUCCUAGAAUCUACAGUAGCAAUUUGGCUGUUUAAUGGCAGGAACUUGUGAUUCCCUAUCUCUCUCCCCCUGCUUUCCCCUCUAAACUACUUCUGCUUCUGUGACCCCAUUGUUCUUAUCUCAUUGAGUCUUUCCUAGGCACUAGCACUUAAUUAGUAGGUCAUUUCUAAUCUAUGGGCCUUGUCUUUCCACUUGCCACUCCCCUCCUUCCCUAUUACAUAUUUUCUGUUUAUGCUGAAGUGGUUUGUUUCUCAGAAUUAGUCUAGGUCAUACUCUAUAUCCUGUGCUUCCUAGUUGAUUUCAGGCACCUUGCUUUACCAACAAUAACGAUAGCUCCUUUCUCUCUGGCUUUGUCCUGUGGCCUGUCUUCCUGCCAAGGCCAUUUAUGUUGGUGGAGGAGAGAAAGAGGGUGGGUGGGUACCUAGAUUUUUCUCAAAAUGUUGUCAGUUUUUCAGGUUUUCUGACAGCUUUAUGUAUAGUAUGUUUUAGGAAAACUUAAAUAUACUUUUCUUAUUUAGGAUUUUAAUAGGGUUUGAUUUUGAUGAGGAAGGGUGUGUGUGUGUGUGUGAUCAUUUGUGUGUAUAUACACUUAUACAGAUCUAUAUUAUAUAUACAAUUUUUGUACUAUCAUUUAAAAUAAAGAUGUUUCUUAAUAAAAUGUCAAAGUCUUACCAUCUCAGGGUGUCACUGAAAUUUUUUCCAUCUCCUGGGCAAAAAUUGUAUCUAGUCCCUGAUCACAGAUAAAUGUCAAGAGGAAGUUUUCUCUGUCUAGCUGAGCUAAUGAGGGUGGAGCAGGAGGAGGAAACAUGUGUAUGGGGGAGUAUUCUUUCCCCUGUUGUGGUCUUUUCUCUCUCAUUCACACCCUCUGCAUUUUCCUUAUCUAGCUACUCCUCAGCUGGUAUUCAUAAUAGGCAGAGCAAGUGGAGGUAAGGACUGAAGUGAGAAUGGAGAGAGUUUUUAACUGGCUUGUUAGAUUUACAUCUUCCUCCGUUCUGUCAGCCCCCACUCCCUCCCCUAAAAGCAAACAACCAGGAGAAGAGCCCAGUAGCUGAAGGAAAUGAUUCUGUGCCUUGUGUGGGAGUAAAAUCAAUGCUAUGAUAUGGAUUGGGGGGGAAGGAAGGGGACAUCAGGUUCAGGGAGGCUCGGGAAUAGAUUUGCUCCCUGGUUUCUCAGCUUUUCUUAGUUAAUAAGGUGCUUGUUGCUAUCUCAGUCCAAUGUGGCAUACAUUUAUUAAGUAAAUAUGAGUAGCAGUCUGGUUGUAGCACAAACCCCAUUGAUAUCCAGGGCUGAAAAGACCCAUUUGGCUGACUAGAUGAAGCCCCCACCCUGUUCUCAAAAGAUGCUCCUUUGGCAAUAAGGAUGCCUUUCUUAAAUAAAGGAGGGUAAUACCAAAGUCAAAAACAUAUAAGCAUUUGUGUUCAAAAACUAGAAUCUGCAAGUCAGUAUUUAGGAAAUUGAAUACUUACCAUGUACUAAGCUGUGUACAGAUAAUUGCUUUUUGGUAAAUACAUAUAGUCAAAAAGCCCAGUGUACAUAUUAAUUAUAAGGUACAUCUGCCAGAGUACCUCAUGAAUGUGUAUACAGUCUUUGCAUAGUCUGCUGAGAGAAAGAGAGCAGGCAAAGAAAAGAGCAAGGACUUGAGGAGGCUUGAGGAAUAACUAAAAAUCUUACUGUAUUAAGAUCCUAGUGAGACAAUCAGGAAUGUGGGAAAGUUGGGAGAUAGGAACCAAGAGUUCUCUGAAGGGUAAUCUUUUUAAAAAAAAAUAUUUUAUUUAUUUGAUGGAGAGAGAGCACAAGCAGGGAGCAGCAAAGGGAGAGGGAGAAGCAGGCUC
Messenger RNA from Nyctereutes procyonoides (raccoon dog), 8963 nucleotides. RefSeq names its product GA binding protein transcription factor subunit beta 2 (gene GABPB2). The record is from RefSeq and is a predicted model, not a curated record. Gene Ontology annotation, cellular component: nucleus. Bases 687 to 1910 code for a protein of 407 amino acids. NCBI's taxonomy places the organism in Eukaryota, Metazoa, Chordata, Mammalia, Carnivora, Canidae. The transcript has 8 exons. Gene Ontology annotation, biological process: positive regulation of transcription by RNA polymerase II. Gene Ontology annotation, molecular function: protein binding; transcription cis-regulatory region binding.